CGCUGGAGUUGUGAAAGAAUUCUAAGCUUCAUCUUCAUGCCGUCGUGAUAGGAAUUCGAUCGGUGAGACACCAUCGAUGAUUCAAUGGUUUGCUAAUCGAUUCUAUCGAAGGCUCCACCCGCCUACUUAGACCAUACGAGUGUGACGCAUCGAGGCUAUGAAGCGCACCGUGUGACACGUGUGGUAAAAAAGAAAAAGAAAUGCCCGACCCCGAGUGCCACAUACGGUUCGAUAACAACCCGUACGGCGUGUACCUUGCCGGGCAGACUCUUGCCGGCCAGGUGGAGCUCCGUUUGACAGAAAUACUCAGUGUCAUUGGAAUCUCUCUGCGGCUGGAUGGGCUGACCGAAGUCGAAUGGUCGGAGGUCAUCGAGACGGCCACCGGCCAUCAGCCAAGCGGCAGCCGCAAGACGGCCCGCUACCACGGUCAACAGACGCUGCUCAACUCCACCAGCUUCCUGUGCGGCUCGUCCGUCGGACCGGUGCGGGACCUUGCCAUCGGAACGCAUACGUAUCAUUUCUCCUGCGAGCUUCCUGCCCACCUGCCGACCUCGUUCGAGGGCUACCAUGCACGGAUCCGGUACACGGCGAAGGCGUCGGUGCACCGGACCAAGGCACGGGUCGACCCGAUCGGGCAGGCCAGCUUCACCGUGCUGCGGCACCUGAACCUGAACGAGCACGGCGAGGUGCUGCUGCUGCCCGCCAAGAGCGAGCUGACGAAGGUGUUCUGCUGCGGACCGUGCUCGUCCGAACCACUAUACAUAUCGGCCCAGAUAGCCCGCUGCGGCUACAUCCCGGGCCAAACGAUUGUGAUGAAGAUAGAUGCGGUCAACCGAAGCCGCACGACCGUAACCGAGUUUCGCGUGAAGCUCGUGCAGAAGCUGUGCUACUCGAGCCAGCAGCCGGCGGUGGAAAUGCGCACCGACGCACUGGUCGUGGCCGAGUCGCGCUGUUCCGGCGUUACCUCCGGCGAGGUAGUGAAGCAUCAGCAAAAUUUGCUUAUCCCGGCCGUGCCACCGACCUACACGGACGGUGCGCCCCUCUUCAGCGUCAACUACGAGCUGGAGGUGGAGGCACGGGUAACGGGGCCCAACAUUAGUCCGCGGCUGGCGAUGCCCAUCACGAUCGGCACGAUAGCGCUGGAGCAGGCGGUGCCGAAGGAGAAGCUGAAGCCACUGACGAAACCACCGUGGGAUCCGUUCAGUCCCCAGCACUACACGGACAUAAUCGGCACUCGGAUACCGAUCGGCCAUGCCGUCCGCCGUUCGCAGGCAGGCCUGGAGGAACAACUGCCGAACGGUUCGAACAACGUGCGACUCCACUACAUUGUGCACCGGAACGGGGGCGAACUUCCGCCAUGAAAACUGAGGUUUGAGCAAACCGACACCAGACGACAACCGGCGAGCCGGGAAGAAAGGGAAAGAAGAUUGUUGUUAAAUUCAGGUUGCUUGCUAUUUACACACUCAAUUAGGUGUUAAUUACGGGUUUUUUUUUAUGUUUUUCAAUCGAGGAACGAAACAGAACGAAAAAGAGAGUACAAAGUCAAACGAAACGGCGCAAAAAGCUAAAUCAAAUGAAAAAAAAAAACACGCACAUGUCACAGGAGAAUUUGCACCCACACUGCCUCUUGCCGCUUUUGGCAUGCCUCAGCAAACGCUUACGAAAUGAUAUACAAAAAAACACACACACAAAUGCACGCACAUAAAUCGAUCAGCACACAUCUCGUGCGAGCCACGGCGUGUGCCUUGGAUCGAUUGCUUUAGGUUUUUAACAGAUUAAUAUCAAACGCGCGCUAAUAAAUAGCCAAACUAUUGCUUAUUGUAAUGUGGCGCGCACAGGAGCGCUUGCAACUCUCCCGGCAGAAUUAAAUUACAUCUACUACACCGCGCUCCAAUGUAUGUAUGUAUGUAUGUAUGCUCUUUGUACGCUUUUCCCUGGUGGCUAUUAUUGUACGUCUUUUUACUACUCGCCCAAUUUUAAAACUACUACCGUAACGCUGGGAAGGCGAGCGUGUCUGUGGCGCUAACCUUACGAGCGCGCUUUGCUGUCGAAAACAACAAAAAAACGAACUCAGAAGCGAAUAACCUCCGCUAAACUACCUCAAGUGCCAUUGAGAUUUGUUGCAAAUAUACAUAAUUAUGUGAACAACAUGCUGCUAGCUCUGGAAGAAACGGUGUUUGCUUAAUUAU
Molecule: messenger RNA, 2189 nt
Organism: Anopheles coluzzii
Lineage: Eukaryota; Metazoa; Arthropoda; Insecta; Diptera; Culicidae
Product: arrestin domain-containing protein 3-like
Exons: 3
Coding region: 201-1361 (386 amino acids)
Biological process (GO): protein transport
Cellular component (GO): cytoplasm
Source: RefSeq, a predicted model, not a curated record